AUGACCUUAGUUAAAAUGGUGAGGGUAGUUGGAUCCGGUGCUCCGCCGGUGAGCCCAUCCCUCGGUCACCUCCUCUUCCACCGCCGCAUGUCGGAGGAGGUGAGGGGAUCUUUCCUCGACAAGUCGGAGGUCGCCGACCGAACCGUCACCGUCGUCAAGAACUUCCAGAAGGUCGAUCCGUCCAAGGUGACACCAACUGCUCAUUUCCAAAAUGAUCUCGGUCUAGACAGUUUGGAUACUGUAGAGAUCGUUAUGGCCUUGGAAGAAGAAUUUGGAUUUGAGAUUCCUGAUAAUGAAGCAGACAAGAUCACCUCCAUUGAUCUUGCUGUAGACUUCAUUGCUUCUCAUCCCCAAGCGAAGUGAAUAAACGAACCAUAUGAAACAAUCCUAAGCUUUUAAAAUUUAUUUUUAUCAUUGAAAAAAGACAAGUCUUAAAAGAUUACUUUAAGUACUAUUUCUGGCAUUGUAGCUGCAUUAUUUUGUACCCCAUAAAUUUUUUAUGUGAACAUGUGAGAAUUGAUUGAGAUGAUGUUGCAGCCAAUGUGCUUUGCUAAAUAAGCCAACUUAUCAGUAUCUAUUUCAA
Messenger RNA from Asparagus officinalis (garden asparagus), 583 nucleotides. Its product is annotated as acyl carrier protein 2, mitochondrial-like. Bases 1 to 363 code for a protein of 120 amino acids. Gene Ontology annotation, molecular function: acyl carrier activity; acyl binding. Gene Ontology annotation, cellular component: mitochondrion. The record is from RefSeq and is a predicted model, not a curated record. NCBI's taxonomy places the organism in Eukaryota, Viridiplantae, Streptophyta, Magnoliopsida, Asparagales, Asparagaceae. The transcript has 3 exons. Gene Ontology annotation, biological process: fatty acid biosynthetic process.